Molecule: messenger RNA, 2974 nt
Organism: Hypomesus transpacificus
Lineage: Eukaryota; Metazoa; Chordata; Actinopteri; Osmeriformes; Osmeridae
Product: zinc finger protein ubi-d4-like
Exons: 12
Coding region: 44-1285 (413 amino acids)
Biological process (GO): nervous system development
Cellular component (GO): nBAF complex
Source: RefSeq, a predicted model, not a curated record
UUAAUAAUGCGCAUGCGCAAAUCAACAAUGAGUCAAAACCAAGAUGGCGGCGGUUGUUGAAAAUGUUGUCAAACUGCUGGGAGAGCAGUACUAUAGAGAUGCCAUGGAGCAAUGCCAUAACUACAACGCCCGGCUGUGCGCAGAGAGGAGCGUGCGCAUGCCCUUCCUGGACUCUCAGACGGGCGUGGCGCAGAGCAACUGCUACAUCUGGAUGGAGAAGCGACACAGGGGCCCAGGCAUGGCUCCUGGGCAGCUAUACACGUAUCCGUCCAGGAGGUGGAGGAAGAGAAGAAGAGCCCAUCCUCCGGAGGACCCCAGACUGGCUUUCCCCUCUCUCAAGUCAGAGCUGGACCUGGGCUUGAAAAGGGAUGUCCUGGGGACCUCAGAUGGCAGCAGUCUGGAGGCCCUCCUGAAGGGGGAGCCCUUGGACAAGCGAGGGCCCCCGGAUCUGCGGGUCCCAGACGAAGACCCCAGUCUGUCGGACUACUCUACGAGCACCACCCCCGCCACCCGCAUCAGAAAGAGAGUCCUGGAGCCGGAUGAUUUCCUGGAUGAUUUGGACGAUGAAGAUUACGAGGAGGACACCCCGAAGCGGCGAGGCAAAGGCAAGGGGAAGGGCCGAGGAGCGAGCAGCAGGAAGAAGCCGGAUGCUGCAGCAGCUCUGGAGGACAAGGACAAGCCUUACGCCUGUGACAACACUUUCAAACAAAAGCAUAGUUCCAAACCUUCCGAACGAGUCUGUGGGAAGCGCUACAAGAACCGUCCGGGCCUGAGCUACCACUACGCUCACUCCCACCUGGCAGAGGAGGAGGGCGAGGACAAGGAGGAGGCUGAGGUCCACGACACCCCGCCUCCACAGCCCCACGAACCCAAAACCCCCAAGAAAGGGCCGGAUGGGCUGGCCUUGCCAAACAACUACUGUGACUUCUGCCUGGGGGACUCCAAGACCAACCACAAGACGGGCCAGUCAGAAGAACUGGUGUCCUGUUCAGACUGUGGUCGCUCAGGGCACCCGUCCUGUCUGCAGUUCACCCCGGUCAUGAUGGCAGCGGUGAAGACCUACCGCUGGCAGUGCAUCGAGUGCAAGUGCUGCAACAUGUGUGGCACCUCGGAGAACGACGAUCAGCUCCUGUUCUGUGACGACUGUGACCGAGGCUACCACAUGUACUGCCUCAGCCCCCCCAUGAACGAGCCCCCAGAAGGGAGCUGGAGCUGCCGUCUGUGCUUGGACCUCCUGAAAGACAAGGCCUCUAUAUACCAGAACCAGAACGCCCCUCCGUCUUGAUACACACACACACACACACACACACCCCUGCAGUAAGGUUCUCUGUCAGGGGAGAGGUGGAGAGGCAGCAGACAAGCUGGUACCACAGACGAACCUGUGAAAAGGGAAGGACACCUGUGCAACCCCUGUGCAAUACACGGCUCGGGCUGCUCCGUAUGACUGUUACACUGUUACACAGUUCAAGUCACCCACAGGCUCUGGUUUCUGACUGUUUAGCCCAGUCCCACGUCUGGGCUAAACAGUCCCACGUCUGGGCUAAACAGUCCCAAGUCUGGGCUAAACAGUCCCACGUCUGGGCUAAACAGUCCCAAGAAUCCUGAAUGAAAUUCUCCUUUUAUUCCACGAUAUAUCAGUUUUGGCAACUAGUAAACAGAGAAAAUAGUUGGAAUUAACUAGAAUGCCAAUGCUCCUUCGUAGUAAGAAACGUUUUUGUAUAAUGAUAUAUUUGUAUAGCUUAUAAAGGGUGUGAAUGAUUUAUAUGUUGUAAUGAUAGUGGUUGUUAUAGCCUUUGACACAAUAUCUUAUCUACUUCCGUCAGAGGGGGAGAGGGGACGGACAUUGCUGUCAAAUGAACAGAACACAUUUCAUCACCUCCAGGUGUUGCCAAACAUGGCUUUAAUAUGAGCUAACAACAUCACUAUAGGUUCUAUACAAGGCAAGAAUGAUUUUGAUUCUGAAGCUGAGGGCAUCCAGGCAUCAUGGCCCAGCUCGUAGCUGCUUCUCUGAUCUGCCUAGAAGAGACUGCUGUGGCUCACUUCCUGUUUCUCUGGUGUGAUAGUAGGGUUCUGUGAAGGGCAGUAAGGGGAUCAUGUGACGUGACUGAGUAGAGUAGAUCAUGUGACUAUGUGACAGGGGGGUCCUGGAGGGGGGGGGGGGGGUCCUGGACACUUUGAGUUUUGGGGACCCCCCGUAAGAGAGAUACUGUACGUGUUAAGAGCCCACCCCUCAGUGAUACUCUGGGGUGUAUCCUGUGCAAUCCUGAGUGUGUUGGGACCUCAUCAGGGCCCAUGUCCAUACCUAGAUCCCAUUUUACUGGUUCACCAUUUCCUAGCCCAUGUUGGGUUGAGAUGGUCUGUGCCUGCGCACUACCAGGGUCUGUCACAGGAAGGCAGCGAUGAGCCAGGCAAAAGAGUAGCAAUGAGAGAUGGCUGACUGGGUUCACACUGCAGUUAACAAUAUGUCUCCAUGUCGGUUUCAACUAGUCUAGUCUCCUAGACAGGGAACACCAGUGCUUCUGUCUCAACAGAUAUGCUUGAAGUUAGUGGCUGUAGUUGAAGAAGCCUGUACAGCAUCUCUGACAGUAGGGAAACCCAACACAGAGGGGGACGCAUGAUGUGUGUGCUCUCAUGCACACUCAACUCUGGUUUGGACAAUGUGUUGGGAAGUUGUGAUAUAAUUUAGGUACAUUAUCAUGUUAUAUCCAUAGCCAACUAACAUAUACUGAAGCAUUAAACAUGUAACUUGGUUUUUAUUUCCAACCGCAAGGUUAAAUGUUUAUUUGAAAACAGCUGCCAUUAGAAUAUUGCUGUUCAAGUAAAAAAGGAAGAAAAAAAACAUUCAUGUAUGGUAUAUACUCGGUUAAUGUAAGACAUUUCUGGGAUUUGUUUUUGAUUGUGAUGAAAUGUUUCUUUUGUGGUUUUUGUCAUUUACUUCCAUGAAAAUAAAUGAUUUGGCACUGGUUACAUUAUA